AUGGAAGACAAUAUUUUACUUAGCCAUGAGUUAACUCAUGUUAUUUCUAGCACGAGGAUUAAGGAUCCAAUGGCCGCUCUGAAGAUUGAUAUGUCUAAGGCCUAUGACCGAGUUAACUGGAUUUUUAUUCUCAAAAUUCUCAAGGCUUACGGUUUUCUUGACAAGUGGGUACAAUGGGUGGAACAGUGCAUUACUACAGUCUCUUAUAAAUCUUUAGUGAACAGAAGGGUCACAGAGUCUUUUAAAGGGGAUAAAAUUUACGAGGCGCUCUCCUUCCAUCUCUCAUUUUUUCUUGCAGAUGAUGCGAUGAUUUUCUUUAAAGCCACGACCUCUUCCUAUGACCACUUAGCUGGUCUUCUGAGGAGAUUUGAAGAGGUUUUGGGUCAACAACUUAAUCUUCAAAAAUCUUUCAUUCGCUAUAGUCCGUCAACAUCAACUCAGGAUCGACAAUGUUUCAAAAAUAUCUUGAAAAUGGAUCAGAAGGAUAAUUUAGGGACUCAUCUGGGGUCCCCUAUCGAUUUCACUAGCAGAAGGGCGGAUAAUUUUCGUUUUUUGGUGGAUAAGGUGGCCAACAGAAUUCUACAGUGGAGUUCGAUUAGGCUUUCACAGUCGGCCAAGCUAGUCUUUAUCAACUCCGUCCUCAUUAGUAUCUCCUCCCAUGUGAUGAAAUGUUUCAAAUUACCGGCCUCUACGACAAAUGUGAUUGACUCAAUCAUUGCUAGAUUCUUUUGGGCCUCGACCAGGGGAAAGGGUAUGCAUUGGGUUAAGAAGGAUAUCCUGCAUCUUCCAAAGGGGAUGGGUGGCUUAGGGAUUAGAGCGAUGGGGACGCUAAAUGAGGCAAUGUUGUUCAAACAGAGAAUGCAUUGCAAUCCUCAACUUCUAGCCUUUAGGGUGCUUUAUCAAAGUGAGGAGAGCCCUCUCACUACAGGACAAAAGGGAUAA
This is a messenger RNA of Chenopodium quinoa (quinoa), 942 nucleotides long. RefSeq lists its product as uncharacterized. The transcript has a single exon. Bases 1 to 942 code for a protein of 313 amino acids. The record is from RefSeq and is a predicted model, not a curated record. NCBI's taxonomy places the organism in Eukaryota, Viridiplantae, Streptophyta, Magnoliopsida, Caryophyllales, Amaranthaceae.